Messenger RNA from Phycomyces blakesleeanus NRRL 1555(-), 834 nucleotides. RefSeq lists its product as hypothetical. The coding region runs from base 1 to 834 and encodes 277 amino acids. The record is from RefSeq and is a predicted model, not a curated record. Lineage: Eukaryota; Fungi; Mucoromycota; Mucoromycetes; Mucorales; Phycomycetaceae. The transcript has 5 exons.
AUGUCUGAUAUCAACACUACACUCAUAAACUCUGUCAGAAAAAUUGAAAUUGAUAUUGCUGAAAUAAAGCAAAUGGUACACAUGCUUCAAGAUCAGUUUAGCAAACAAUUUGCCCCAACUGUAAGUGCAAAAGACAUUAGUACAAUGCAACAAAACAUUAUUGAGCAAAUACAUUUGCUUGCCUUAUUAAUAUUAUGGCAUAUAAUUUCCUCUUUGGUAGCUCUUGAACGUGUUGCUGAGUCUGUAAAACGGUCUCAAUUCACUGAGUAUCCUGACCAGCUUGGCAAGCAAGUAAUUGGCACAGGUGGCAAUUUCAAAAGAAAAAAUGAAGCCCAGAAAUACAAUUUGUUGUUGCAGUUGCUUCACGAACAGGACUGGAAAGCAUGCUGCAAAGAAAUUCCAGAAGGACAACCUCUGCCUCAACUAGUACUUCUUUCAGACAGCAAUUUGACAAUGAAGCGACUACAGCUUAAGACUUUGAGUCGUAGCAUCAAGCAUAACCUGAUUGACAAGGACUUUCCUGCUUUCAGUAAAGAAUGGAAAGGUAUCCUGGCAAAGCACCAGGAGUAUUACAUGAUGCAAUUGGAGAGACUGGCGAAGGAUAACGGCUUUACUAUUUACAAAUGCAAGAGCAUCUUCAAAAGUGACAACCAGAAGCAAAAAAGAAGAAUAGUAGAGAAGAACAACGCACAGCAAGAUGCAAAUAAUUCUUCAUUGUCUUCUGAUAAUAUGUCAGAAAUGGAUGGUGGCAAGUCGCCUAUUAUGGUGGAUGUGCUGUCUCCUCUGGCAGAAAUGAGUGUUAAGCCAGCACACAAGAGAAGCCAAAGAUCAUAG